AUGACAGCGAUGCGUGGCGGCAUGGAUUCGGUGGGAGAUAAGAAUCACGUGAUCGGGAGCGUCUGCCGAAACGACCGCAAGGGCUUCGGCGACAUCAGCGACAUCACCAGGCAAGCCAAAUGCAUGAACAGGGAUAUAGAGCGGCGGGAUGUCGAGAGGUUCCUAGGAGCCCACAGUGACAGUGGUGCUGCACUGGAUGAUAUCGUACGACAAAGGCGACGGAACACUGGUGCUCCCGCCUACCGCUUGUUUAAUCGCACUGAGCCUGAGCGUCGAGAAGUGGAGUGGGCUCGCCCUCCCUUUGCACAUCCCUGCCGUGCAACAUGUGAUGAGUACAACAGGAAAGAGAUCAUGAUGUCAGCCUUGCAUCUCGAGCGAUCGAACUCCCUGCGCCCGCAGAGUGCGGGCGCAAAGUCCAUGCCCAACAGAUCGGAGCCGAAGACAGAGAUCAAACGCCGUCCUGCCAGUGCGGCUGCAUCUCGGAGCUCGUCUAAAUCUGCAGCUUCGGGCUCUGGCCUAAGCAAACUUACGCCAGCCCUCCGCUUGGAGGUACAGAAGGUAGUGGCUUCUCAAGUGGAAAAGAUCGUGCAGCCAUUGAAAGAGCAGCUGGAGAAGGAGCGACUGACCAGGCAACGCCUAGCUUUGUCUCUAAGUAGCCUGUAG
This is a messenger RNA of Symbiodinium necroappetens, 663 nucleotides long. NCBI's taxonomy places the organism in Eukaryota, Dinophyceae, Suessiales, Symbiodiniaceae. The record is from the annotation of a GenBank genome assembly.